UCAUAUGGCCUUUGCUAACUCAACAUCAAACUCUUCCAUUCACUCAUAUCAAAAACAACACUCUAAUUGAAUCAAACCCAACUCCAAAAAACCCAUCUCUGCAAUUUUCAUCUUCUUUUUCAUCAUCCUGCACUUCACCAACAAUGGUGGUUUUAUCUAAACCAGCAAUUGAACAGUACUCUGUCAUCAAAACCUCCAAACCCACCACAUUCUCCUCUAGCAUUCCCUUAAUAGACCUAUCAAAACCCGACACGAAGACCCUCCUCGUCAAGGCCUGCGAAGAGUUCGGAUUCUUCAAGGUGAUCAAUCAUGGCGUCCCAACAGAACUCAUCAACAAAUUGGAAUCAGAAGCUUUAAAAUUCUUCUCCUCACCCCUGUUUGAAAAAGAAAAAACAGGGCCUCCUAACCCAUUUGGCUAUGGAAACAAGAAUAUUGGAACCAACGGCGAUGCCGGUUGGGUCGAAUAUCUCCUCCUAACAACAAACCCAGAAUUCAAUUAUCAGAGAUUUGUAUCAAUUUUCGGCAAAAACCCAGAAAUGUUUCGUUGUGUUGUUAACGAUUAUGUGUCAGCUGUGAAGAAGAUGGCUUGUGAGGUUCUAGAGUUAUUGGCUGAUGGGUUGAAGAUUCAGCAAAGGAAUGUGUUGAGUAAGCUUUUGAUGGAUGAACAGAGUGACUCUGUUUUCAGGCUUAAUCACUACCCUCCAUGCCGUGAAAUCCAAGAUGUGAAUGGUAAGCAUUUGAUUGGAUUUGGAGAGCACACUGACCCACAAAUCAUUUCUGUUCUAAGAUCCAACAACACUUGCGGACUUCAAAUCUCUUUGAGAGAUGGGAAUUGGAUUUCUGUCCCUCCUGACCAGAAUUCAUUCUUCAUCAAUGUUGGUGAUUCUUUGCAGGUGAUGACUAAUGGAAGGUUCAAAAGUGUGAGGCAUAGGGUUGUUGCAAACAGUUUGAAAGCAAGGAUUUCAAUGAUCUAUUUUGGAGGACCCCCAUUGAGUGAAAAGAUAGCUCCAUUGCCUUCACUUAUGGAAGGAGAAGACAGCUUGUACAAAGAGUUUACAUGGUUUGAGUACAAGACAUCUGCAUACAACUCAAGACUUGCAGAUAAUAGGCUUGGCCUCUUUGAGAAAAUAGCAGCCUCAUAAAAAUAAAAAAAUAUGGUUAAUCAAGUACACCAAAAUCGAGCCUCUCAAGUUGAACAAAUGGUUACUUUUACUAUCAACAUCGACGCAUGUUAGGAUAUAUACUCAUCUGUAUUUUGAAUCAAUUUUUUUAAUUAUUUUAUUUUAAAA
Molecule: messenger RNA, 1289 nt
Organism: Camellia sinensis
Lineage: Eukaryota; Viridiplantae; Streptophyta; Magnoliopsida; Ericales; Theaceae
Product: gibberellin 2-beta-dioxygenase 1
Source: RefSeq, a predicted model, not a curated record